Messenger RNA from Suillus plorans, 2057 nucleotides. Its product is annotated as major facilitator superfamily domain-containing protein. Bases 286 to 1602 code for a protein of 438 amino acids. Gene Ontology annotation, biological process: transmembrane transport. The record is from RefSeq and is a predicted model, not a curated record. The transcript has 14 exons. Gene Ontology annotation, molecular function: transmembrane transporter activity. Lineage: Eukaryota; Fungi; Basidiomycota; Agaricomycetes; Boletales; Suillaceae. Gene Ontology annotation, cellular component: fungal-type vacuole membrane.
GAUAAUCGCGCGUCCGUCUGCCAAUCAUAAUAUUCCAUUGUCAUCUGCCGAUGUGCGACUGUGGGUGUGUUUCUAGGUGAUUGUCUUGGUCAUAAUGAUGUCGGCGCCUUCUUCAAGUGUUCUUGCUGGCUUGUGAAUUCUUGAUAGAUGUGUCAGAUCCCAAGUGCGGUGAUUCACACAUACUUAAAUGACCACCGUAAGUGCGGUGUGAUCACGUACCUACGGCUCCGUACAACGGCGUCACCUGUCUCAGUCGACAGAUAGCGGUCGAAACCAAACCUCAAAAUGCUUUCUACAGAACCUCGGGCUACCCAAGACUCGGACAAUGAAGAAUCAAAGGUCCCUGAUGUUGAAUCAUCAGUCUCCAAGGACUCCGUCCUUCCUUCACAGUUAGAUGAUUUUCCUGAAGGCGGUUUUGCAGCUUGGUCCACUGCCUUUGGGUCGUUUCUUAUAUUGUUCUGCGGUUGGGGUUACACCACCUCCUUUGGUGUAUACCAAGACUUCUAUACUCAGCAUUACCUCACAAAUAAGACACAAUUUGCUAUUUCAUCCAUUGGGAGCUUCAAUGCAUUUUUAGGCACCGCUGUGAGCCUUGUAGCAGGUUCACUGUAUGACCGAGGUUAUUUUUAUCAUCUUGUCAUCGCCGGAUCACUUUUGCAGAGCUUAUCUAUCUUCAUGCUAUCAUGUGCGAAGCCUAAUCAAUACUACCAGAUAUUCCUUACUCAAGGCUUAUGCUCUGGUGUCGCGUUGGGGCUCCUAUACGUCCCGAGCCUGGCUGUCGUCUCUCAUUAUUUCAAACGGAAACGCACGCUGGUGAUGACGCUCGUUAUUCCGGGUUCAUCGCUGGGUGCUAUCAUCCAUCCGAUUAUGCUUAAUAACCUCCUGAAUGGGCAGCUCGGUUUUGCCAAGAGCGUACGUGCAAGUGCAGGGAUGGUCAGCGCGCUCCUUUUAAUUGCAUGCCUGUGUAUGCGAACCCGCCUUGAUCCACCGACGACGCCAGUGAAUUAUAUUGCAGCAGCUAAAAAAUGUCUUCAUAAUGUUCCGUUUAUUUUCGCUCUGGCAGGGUCCUUUCUUGUCCAGAUUGGCUUCUACUACCCUUUAUUCUUUCUUCAACUCGACUCUAUCAAGCACGGUAUCGGCAUCGACUUUUCGUUUUAUUCUCUCGUGAUUUUAAAUGUGGCCAGCUGUGUGGGACGAGUUACAUCAGGGUACAUUGCAGCGUACAUAGGAGUCCCAAACUUGACCAUAAUUUCGGCAAUUAUGUGCGGAUCGGUGAUUUUGGGCACUAUUGGAUUAAGUAGCCUGACCAGCGUCGUUAUUCUUGGUGUACUUUAUGGCUAUUCUUCGGGUGUGUAUAACGCAAUGGUGGGUCCACUCGUGGCUGUCUUAACGCCCGACCCCUCUGAGCUUGGCGGGUGGAUGGGCAUUUGUUUCUUCGUUGGUGGAUUUGGAAGUUUGAUUGGAACCCCCAUAUCCGGUGUUUUGCUUACAUCAAAUUAUACUUGGUGGAAACCCGCUCUGUUCUCUGGGCUCGCUGCACUGGCUGGUGCCCUGAUGUACGGCUUCAUGGGUUUCAUUUGCAUCAGAAGAAAUAAGUUCUAAGUGAACGGCUUGUCGUCGAACGCGGACCAAUAGAGAUACACGAGAAUCAUCAAAGCACGAUAACACAGGGCCUGUUUAGGCUGGUCUUGAUAGAAGUUGGGGCAUGGGCACGAAGCCAAAACGUUAAGUACGUUGAUAUAGGAUAGAAGUGGUUGCCGCUGCGCGCACGGCUUGUUGUGUCACCAGUAUUUGAUUCUACAGGGAUUCCCCUUCGUCCACCUGGGAGAAUUUGAUGAAACAACGGAAGUCAUUGAUAUCUCCGACAUGACAUCGAUUCUACACAAUGAUUCGAUGAUCCAGGAAAAUCGGAUCAUAUAGGCUACGUGCCACUGUAAGCACCCUUACGGAAUGUCCCGGCAACAUGUGGGUCGAAGCAAUUCUUCCGGUAGAACCUGCGAUGGCAGAACUAGGGUUGUGUUGUAGCAAAACCAAGCGAAACUCAGAAGAGGUAAAUU